Molecule: messenger RNA, 1694 nt
Organism: Neolamprologus brichardi
Lineage: Eukaryota; Metazoa; Chordata; Actinopteri; Cichliformes; Cichlidae
Source: RefSeq, a predicted model, not a curated record
UGCCAGCUGGAGAGAUGAGCUGUUUGAGGAUGAAGGAAUGAGAAGGAAGGAAGACGAAAAGGAGAGGAACCUCAGCCAGAGGAGACGAGAAGGAGAGAGGAGGAUGUUGGGAGUUUUGUGAAAGAGGACGGGCGAAGAAAAGGUUCAGUUUUUUUACUUUCAAGUGGAAAAGUCCAAGAAAAGACAGACAGACUGUCAGUGACAGAAGCUGAGUGAGUGAAGGAGGAAACAUCUGGAUGGUCUCCAGUGUUGCGGCCUUCAAAGAUGGCCUCCAACUUCAAUGACAUCGUCAAGCAGGGCUACGUACGCAUGCGCAGCCGCAAGCUGGGGAUCUAUCGGCGUUGUUGGCUGGUGUUCAAGAAAUCUUCCAGCAAAGGACCUCGUCGUCUGGAGAAAUACCCCGACGAGAAGGCUGCUUACAUCAGAGCAUGUCCUAAAGUAAGUGUGUGUGUGUGUGUGUUUGAGUUUGUUUGUGAGGACGGGGAGUCGGUGAGGUGAAGCCAGCACGUGUUUGUAGUCCCCGACAGCUCUCUCUCUCUCUCAGAGCUGGAGGCUGAGGAUUGGUUCAAGACGCUGUCGAUCGAGUGUUUGGGGAUGCGACUUAAUGACAUCAGCAUGGGCGAGCCAGACCUGCUGGCUGCUGGAGUGCAGUGUGAACACACAGAGCGCUUCAACGUCUUCCUCCUCCCCUGCCCCAACCUGGACAUCUACGGCGAGUGCAUGAUGCAGAUCACCCACGAGAACAUCUACCUGUGGGACAUCCACAACCCUCGCACCAAGCUGGUCACCUGGCCGCUCUGCUCGCUGCGGCGCUACGGACGCGACGCCACCCGCUUCACCUUCGAGGCUGGACGAGAAAAGCAGUAAAUAAUAAUAAUAAUUUCACAAUAAAAUGAACUUCUUUGAUUGCGUGUGAGCCGUGCUACUUCCUGCUUAUUGUCUCGAUUCCUGAUGUUGUGUUUUUUAUCCCAGCUGCUGUCGAAGGGCUCAGAGUCCGGCUCGUACCCCUGCACCCCCACCGCCAUCCUGCCCCGGUCCGCCUACUGGCACCACAUCACUGGAAACCAGACCGGCAUGGAUCCCGGCAGCGGUGACGCCGCGGAAGACGAGCUGCUGUCCACCCGCCUGCCUCCCGACCGCCACACAACGCUGCCCCUGGCAAACACACACACGCAGUCUCAGCCACACAUACACACACACUCCCCGACACACUACCCCACCUUCCCCGGACAGUGACACACACACUCACACAGGUGUGUGCGGACUUUGAAGACACACACAGGACCCACAUGCAUGCAGACACACACCGGACACUCCCUCCUUAUACCUGACAGCCCAACAUCACACCUCACAGGAUGGAGGGACGCUAACAGCACGCCGUCCUGAGAGCGCGCUUCCUGCGGCUGCACGUGUGUGGCGUGAGGACUGAAAGCUCUCAGCUUCAAACCAGAGACAGAGUGAAGAUUGUACGGACGUUUUUAUACUGAAUUUCUACUGCAGCUUCCUUUUGAAAUCACAACAAUAAAGAGGAGAUGAGCGGCAGCCUGACACGCACACGCCACACGCACACGUGGACCCACGCAGGCCUGUUAGCGUCCUGCUGCUCGCUCAGCUGCUUCCUCCUCCUCACACCAAACAUCAGUCUGCCGUCACGUGUGUGAAGUUUUGAUCUUGAUUUGACCCCGCCCACAGUC